UCAUCUCGUCAAGUAUCAUUCGUGGUUAAUCAAUUUAAGCAAAUACAUAUAAGUUCAAAGGUAUGAGCAGACGGUAUUUCACUAUUGCUGGAACGUCAAGGCUACAAUAGAUUAAUCAUAAUUUACCAGUCUAAUUUAUUACACCGCACUCGUAAAUCUUUAGUCUUGAUGUUUUUCGUAUUUACCACGUGUAAGCUAUUUCGGUAUGUAAAUUAAAUAGCAAGUCUCUUCACCUAAUACACCAGUCCGACCAGAAGCACUUUUAACUAAAACAAUCAAGUUUUCAAUUUCAAUAAAGUUUUGGAAAACACGAGCAGCGAUCGCAUUCAUAAUCACUAAGGCUAUAAGUAGAUCACAAAGUGUAUAUAGGCGAGCUCGUUUCGAGCUUUCUUACAAAACGAUAAGGAUAUUUACCCGUAUCAUUGAGAACGUUUUUUUCUUCGGCAAAACAAUUAUUGUUAUUAUUAUUAUUAGUAUUAUUUGUAUUAUUAUUAUGCGGAACCAGUCGGGUAACUGGCAGGUCGAUAUCGCGAACGUGCGUUGAUCAAAUACAAAAGAAGUCGAGAUAGUGGCAAAGACAGCAGCAACGACACAGGCAGUAGCAUGUGCCGUUGCCGGAGCAGCAGCAGAUAAGACGGCGACAUCGCAGAAUGCAAAGAUCCACGAGACGCGAAAAUUUAUAUUCAAUGUCGUAAUUUUUUUUUUUUUUUGCGCAAGUAAGGUGUAAAAAAGGCGUCACUUAUGAUAGACUUUCGCGGAUUUUCUCGAUUUAUCUGCAGCCGUAGAGUGAGAUGGCGGAGUUCGUCAAGAGAGGAAGUGUACACUUAGUGAAGCGCAGCAGUGUGCAGAUCAAGCAAUGGAAAAAAGAAGUGCGAGCCGCCGUACGAGCUCGUCAUAUCGUAGCAGCCCUAGUGGCCGUGGGCUUCGCACUAUGCGGCGCCGUCGAGACGAGCUCCUCCGUGGCUCUGCUGGCAAAUCAAGUGGACAAUCAUGCCAUCAUCGACACGUCCUGGCACUGCGACAUGCUGGUGAAUCUAUCGAGGCGAAAUCGCACCGAGGACGCGGAAUUCGGCCGGACCGAGCUGUCGCUGGAGGAGCGCGACGAGUCGAGGAUGCGCGAGGCCUUUCUCUGGGGUCAGGUCGCCGGCCCGAUUCUCGGCGGUUGCCUCGUCUGGGGUAGAACCGGACCCUCGAUGGUCUUCUCGCGGGCGGUGCUCAGUGCCUGUCUGGCCUCGCUACUGGUGCCGGCAGCCUGGCGGGGUCCGUCUCACGUCGCGCUCAGAUUACUCCAAGGACUCUGCACGGGUGCCACGAUGCCUGCAGCUCACAUGCUCGCCAUGACAUGGUUCAAAAGUACGCACAGAAGUUGGUAUUUCAGCUGCUACGCAGCUGUAAGUGUAGGUUACUGUCUUACUGGUUGGCUCGGCACGGCGGUGGUGAGAGCUUACGGAAGAGACUCGCUGUGCUACGGUCUCACGAUACUGGCAUUGUGCUGGUACUUCACUUUCGGCCGCUUCGUCAAAGACAGUCCCAAAUCUUAUCAACACGAUACCAAUGCUGCUGUCAUACCAUGGGGAAAAUUGCUGAGAUCCGUUCCAGUUUGGGCAUCGGCCGUAGCGACAAUGGGCAACCAAUGGGGUGAUGCCACCCUCGCUUUAGGCAUGACCAAAUACCUGAAACUCAUUUAUGGAUUCUCCACUGCUAACGAUUCAGUACUGACGACCUUGCCGCACAUAGGACACUUCAUGGCGGCGCUCACUUGUGGCUUACUCGUCGAUCACGUGAGAGAAUCUAAAAUCGUAUCCACGACCACGGCGAGAAAGUUGGUCGUUUACACGGCUCAUUUCAUCCCCGCUGCGCUGCUCUUCGUGGCGGGCUACGCGGGCUGCCAGGCUCUGGGUGCCGCUUGGCUGGGCAUAGCCGCCCUGCUGGUGAGCGGCACGGCUCCCGCGGGCGCCCUCGCGGCCAUCGCCGAUCUGGCGCCAGCCGAAUCGCCGGCCUGCGCCGCUGCGGCCUGCGCUCUCUGCUCCACGCUGGGCGCUGCAGGCCUGCUGGCUGCUAAUUACUUCGUCACUCAGGCGUUGCACGCAUCGAUCGCCGGCUCGUGGCGUCUGGUCUUUGGCGUUGCGUCGAUAGUCUUGCUGAUUACGGCGGCCGUUUUUCUGGCAUUGGGCAAGGGUGUACCACAGCCGUGGAUACCGUCGGUCGCUCGGCCCUGCAGCCACGACGUGAUUUACGAGCAGGACGGGCUCGAGCUCGAUUACGAGGACGUGGCCGUGCAGACUGAACCCUACGAUCUUUACGGCGCCGACGACGACGAGGAAGAUAAUCCGAAAGAUAUUGAGAAGGAGCAGAAGGAGUCUAAUUCUCUACAGACUACCGUAGCUGUUAUUAAAAAUGAGACAAACAAUUAUAUAAUUAAAGCGUAGAUAGCGGUUCGAGCUACAGCUCUUUUCGACGUGAAAUGUCAAAGCAGAGCCUUUAUGCAGUUUUUUUCUUCUUCGGAUUUCGUCAAGUACACUAUGAUAAAAUCCAAUCCUGAAUAUUCAUGUGAUUAUCUUUGAGUUUAUUAUAAAGUGCAGCUGUGUAAAAAUAUAAUUUAAGAGUUUAAGAUUUGAAAUAAAUAGGAAAAUGUCGAUGUCUAGAGAAGUCGAAACUUGUAAAUAUAUGAGAAUAAAUUUUGAUUAUGAAUGACGAA
Messenger RNA from Trichogramma pretiosum, 2698 nucleotides. RefSeq names its product sialin-like. Gene Ontology annotation, molecular function: transmembrane transporter activity. The transcript is spliced from 8 exons. Lineage: Eukaryota; Metazoa; Arthropoda; Insecta; Hymenoptera; Trichogrammatidae. The record is from RefSeq and is a predicted model, not a curated record. Gene Ontology annotation, cellular component: plasma membrane. Bases 792 to 2429 code for a protein of 545 amino acids. Gene Ontology annotation, biological process: monoatomic anion transport; transmembrane transport.